Messenger RNA from Salmo salar (Atlantic salmon), 2056 nucleotides. RefSeq names its product innate immunity activator protein. Gene Ontology annotation, biological process: adherens junction maintenance; positive regulation of protein ubiquitination. The record is from RefSeq and is a predicted model, not a curated record. Lineage: Eukaryota; Metazoa; Chordata; Actinopteri; Salmoniformes; Salmonidae.
UCCCCUUUUGAGUGUGAGUCGUCCUUCUUCUACCUUACUUAAAAUCAAGGCAGUUCGCCUUUCAAUCACUUCUAUUCAAGUGGGGAAUACGAGAAUAAUAUUAGUAAGGCAGUUUUCAAGAGUCGACUUUUGAACCAGGUUGAUGAAAAUGGCAUUGUGAAAGUGGACUUUCCCCUUCUCCCCCCCCCCACCUAUGAAUACCACCUGACCCACAUACAUGGAGGGCAAAGAAGUUAUCAGUGACACAGACAGUGGCAUCAUUCUCCACUCUGGCCCUGAUAGUCCUUUCACAAUUAUGAAGGACGUGAUCACUCAUACCCGGGCCGUCAAGCUCAAGCAUCAGUCACUGGAGGACCGGCUAGAGCUCUGCCUACUGGAGCUGAAGAAACUCUGCAUCCGAGAGGCUGAGCUAACUGGUCGGCUGUCUGCAGAUUACCCAGUGUUGCCUGGGGAGAAGCCGCCUCAAAUUCGCCAACGCAUCGGAGCGGCCUUCAAACUAGACGAGCAGAGCAUCCCACAGGGAACAGCGGACUCAGAGCUGAACUCUGUGGAAGCUGAGUUAUCUCUUCAGCUGCAGAUAUACAAAGCGGCCCGAAGACUGUGCCAUGAGGAACACCUCAGCAAGGCGGUGAAGAGAAGCCGGUUACAGCAGUGCAAGCGUGAGGAGAAGAAAGUCAAACAACUGCAGGAGACAGCAUUUCAGCUGUCUUCACCACGGCCAGGCUGCAUCAGCACACGGAGAGAUCAGGGCACUUCUGAUGAUAGCUCUCUGUCCAAUUCGGCGCUGCUCGAUGAAGAAGAGCUGAUCAGUCAGUCAUCUCAACCAUCUGUGGAGGCCCCUCACCCAGGAGGACCAGCAGACCCUCCCCAGCCCCCCCCAGGCCCCUCACACCUCCCUGGGCCUACCCUCCACCAGCCAACCCAUACUACUCCAACUCUGGAGGAGUUACAGUCCAGCUUCAACACCAACCUGGAAUUGGAGCCCCCUCCCAUCGAGCACUCCCCUUGGACUGAGUCUAGUCUGGACCAGCCUUACCAGAAGACCAAGAACAAUUCACACUUGUAUAGCAGCAAGUCAAGUAGUCCAGCCGUGACCCCUGUGUUGCCUCCAGUGGAAGCCUGUUAUGAAGACACUGCUCUGCCUCUGCAGUUCUCCCAUCUCAGACUGUGCCCAAUCCAGUCAAACAGCGCCCCCUCCACCCCAGAGAUGCACCUUCGCCGUCAGAUUUCUCUCAGGCUUCCCAACAGUGAGCCUCCGUUGAACCUGGAUAAGGACCGGGGUCGUACCCGUGUUCCCAGGAGGCUACUGAUGGAUUACGUGGUAACGUCUCCAUGCGAGUCCCCCGUCCAGAGGGGAGGCUACAGAAACCCCAUUUACCACUCCAGCUCUGAGACUGAGGACAGUAACUCUGAACACUCUGCCCCAUCCUACACUAGUUCGCUGUGUCGUGAGAUGCCCUGUGACCUGCCAUGGCAGUGUCAGCCCACCUAUAGGUACCAGUCCAGCCCCAACGACAAUCGUGGACCAAUGGCCUACCCCCCCAGGCCUGGCUUCUACCAAACUCACCAGCACCAGUCCACCCCCAGCUUCCACAGGGGUUACUAUGACCACGGGAUGGUCUACCCUUCAGAGAUGGACAUGGCCAGGCUGUAUCACGGCCCUCCAUCCCCCUGUCACUCCAGCCGAUAUGAGCACUGGUAUGAGGAGGCCCCUGUGCACCCCCAGCGGGCUCUCAUGUCCCUGCCCCCCCACGUCAGACUGUCCCGCGCCCCCUCGCUCAGAGAGUACCCCCACCACCCCUCCAGAGGCUUCCCCCGGCAGGUGGUAAACGAGGAGCUCAAGUCAUGGCACCAGCGCAACCAGUUCAGACCUCACUCCCUGGACCGACAGACUGCGAUCAGGGUGAGGAACGUACCUGGCCGCGAGUCACCUCUCUCCCACCACCACAAGUACCCUGAACAGGCUCCCCAGAGACAGGUCCUCCGGAGGGCAGCGGAUGGGACCCCGGUGCAGUGGUUUGUGGGUGACGAGUCAGAGCUCAUCAGUCAGGUGUAG